CGACAGAGCAUGGUAGAUGUAUUGAGAGCAACUUUGAAGGCUGUCAAUGUUUUGUGGUGAAAACAUGUCAAUUCAUCUUUAAAUUACCUUAUUAAAUAAAUGUUUUGUGUGAUUUCUCUAUUUAUUUGCUUUUAUUUAUUUUUAGAACCACCGAUAAAUUGUUUCGUUCCCGUUUUAAUGCAAACCCAUGUGUAAAGUCUGCUUUGGCUACAGCCUAUACAAACAAAGCUUAGUGGCAAAGGCUGCAUAAAUGCACCGUUAUGCAGGCAAUGUGCAUAUGAUCAUGCGAAUGGAUAUCCAGUAAACUAAAUUAACAAGAGCAAUAAGUAGGGCAGUUGAUCCAAAGUGACUCAUUUCAGUUUCACCUGUUGGUUUGAUCGUGACCACACUGUUGUCUUGGACUUCCGCUCUCCAAGUGAAGUUGCCUGCUAAGUUUCCACAGCAUGAAACAGACAGCGCGAGGACACAACGCGAUUGGCUGCAUGCAUACAGUAGGCUAUAUGUGAGAGCCGCCCAGCAGCUCGGCUCUCUUCAGCACCGCUGAUUGUGAUAGCCUGGUAAGGGCAGCCUUCUCCGGGGAAAUACGUAACGUUCAAAAACUUGUAGGCUACAUAUAAUCAUAAGUGCUAUGUCAAACGCUGUGCGUUGCUGUGUGUGUUGCAGAAUUACAUCAAGCUCUCUCAAGGGUGAUCCUGUCUACCAAAUCAUCCCACAGGUGACAUCUUUUCAUUCAGUCCCAUGUCCACUUCGAGGAGCCCUGACGGUCCUGGGACCGCUGCUCCGUGCCAGCCCUCCUCCUCAGUCGAGUGCAGCGGCUACAUGGAGCCUGGACUCCUCUUCCCGGUGGCACGGUCCACCUUGCUGGCUCAACGUCUCCUGCGUUUACGGACCUGCAGCAGCCACGUAAGCCCCGUUACGCGCCGCAAGAGAGAGAUGAUCCCCGCCUACAAGAAAGAUGCCGCCUACUGGGAUAAGCGAAACAAGAACAACGAGGCAGCCAAGCGUUCGAGGGAGAAAAGGAGGCUGAAGGACGUGAUGCUGGAGGGUCAGCUGCUGGCUCUGAACGACGAGAACGCGCAGCUGCGGGCUCAGGUGCUCAGUCUGCAGUAUCACAGCAGCCUAAGUGCAGAAAAGAGCAAAGCAGCAUCCACUACAUCUGUUGAAGCUUCUACUCUGCCCUUAUCACCUAGAUCGGCUCACACCCCUGCCCUCUUCCAGGCAGGACUCUGGGGCGACAGCAGGAGCAGCCCAUCUUCUAUCCUGGGUAUGAUGCAACAAGAAGCGGCAAUCCACCCAUUUCAGGCUAAGAUCCCUUGUAUUAGCUCAACUAGAGGUGUUGGUGGUUUUAAUCCAGAAAGUCCUCACAAUGGUGGCACACAGCGAGGCCUCUUCCCCCUCUCCGGGCCCCGUGCCCUCUCUCCCCGAGCGGGUUUGGAGGGCGGGAGGUCAGCGGAGACAGAGAUGGAUGCUCUGCGACAGGUCUCCUCCAGCGAUGACAUCCCCAACUCCGCCGAUGUGUCUUCCCAUCCCGCCUCCUCCAUCCGAGUAUUUCUGCCCACAGCUGACACGCUCCACCAUGCCCCCAUCCUGUCAUACCCACCUCAAAAUUGGCUGCUGCCCCAUCUGAAUAACCCGGCUGUGUGUAAUAAUUUUCUGCUGCCUUGGCGGUCUUCCUACCUGUCCCCACCGGUCGUCUACUCCGGCCUGCCUCUCUACAUACAGGAGAGACAAGGCCAGGGUCUCGGUGUGGAGGCAGACAUUCACAGAGGAUUCAAGAGCCGCCUCAGCAGUGCACCGGCAGCGCUGUCUCAACUCGGGAUGCACCUCAGUCCCGAUGGACGCUAACAGGACAGUUUGAUUGACAGUUUGUCAUGGCGUUUAUUACAGGAGGGGGGCAAAGCUUUACUGUAUAUUUUUGAUGCUGCAAUUAUGUCUUGUAAAAAUGUAGGCUAAUUAUGCUACAACUGUGGAUUUUUUUAAAUGCCAAAGAAUACAAAAGACGCUUUAUAUUUUUAGAACAUUUUAAUUACAACGUAUAGGCCUUUCAAUUUGGUCUUUGGUCGUAUGAAAACAGGAAAAUGUGAAUUAGGUUAAAGGCAUAUUUGCAGAAAUACAGAGAGCGUUCACACUGUGGACUUACUGUCUGACUUUCUGUGGUUUCAAAUGUGUUUAUCAGAAUGAAACAGCGGUUACAUUGCACGCACGGACCAGUGCUGUCAGAGAUCCACUCAACCUGUUUAACAAUAGGCAUACAUAAUACAGCCUAUUUCAACCUUUCAUUAGGCUAAUGAUAUUUGAAUUAUGUGAAGUUGUAGGCCAAUAAAUGUAGUAGCUGGAGAUACAAACAGUUUUUAGUUAUGAUUUGGGAUAUUAGAGACCUAAAUGAAAUUAUUGGAUUGAUUUGAUUAAUUGUUUGUGAAUUUUUACCGCUCAUGUGCGGUAAACAUCGGCGACUGAGCCAGUGAAACUAGGUGCUUGCCUCGGUAUUCCCCUUUAUCCCCACUGCGUGAUUUCCCAGCAGACUUUGAUUCAAUGGAAAACCAAACGUUGAACCGUUUAUCUGUAGGCUCUCUGUGAGAUAUCCUCCUCGAUACUGCAUCUGCAUGGUUAUGCCACUCUUUUGUGCUUAAUUCUUGUUUAAGUCAGGAAUAUCAAUACAUUAAGUAAAUGCUUGAAAUUAAGCCGUUUGUACAGCCAAAGAACAGAAAACGGUGGGGGAUUAUCCAACCUUUAAUGACGAUAUCAAUCGUUUAUGUCAUAUCUCUGCAAAAUGUUUUUUUUAGCAAUGGUGCAAAGGUUGGGAAAAUAAAAGAUUGAUGGUAUUUUAAACACCAGUAGCUCCUAAAUGGCAUUUGAAUCAAUCAUCAAACUCUCAUUUUUCUGCAUGCACUGCAGGGGAAAUCUAUCUUGAAGAUCUCUUUACUGGCGUUGUCGCUAUCAAAUAAGCUUAUGUCCAGGCUUAUGAAUUAUUACAAAGUAAUCACGUUGAGUCGCUCCGCAGGCCUUAGAAAAGUUCCACUUUUAAUUUCUGUAAAAGUUCAGCUUCCUGCGGCGCUUCGGUUACGGUUAGUUUUUCAAUGUAAUGUUUAUUGCUGUUGUAACAAAAGAGUUGUUGAAAACGGAUUUAUUCCCCCUGGUUGUCAUAUUUAACAAGAUUCUGUAGUGGCAUCAUAACAAGGGGUCCCCCAGUCUGCCAGCACGUGUUCCCGAGGCCACCAGCAGAGGGCGCUACAGGACACUACUGGUGGAGUUGCCUCUGUCAGGAUGCUGCAAGUGGUGAAUGCACAAUUCACAAUAAAUUGUUUCUGCCUCUCCAGUAUGUAUGUAUUUUUUUUUUCUAGUAGGGUAAGAUACGUGAACAAGAAACUACUAAAGAGUAAAUGAAGUGAACACAUUUAUAUUUAUGUAACAUUUACAGAUUUUAUACAAAAUAAAACAUGAGUAGGAACAAAAUUUGUUUUUAAUAUCAUCUGGUGAUCCUGUUACAAACAAAAUCAUCCUUCUUCAAAAAGGUAUUGAAGUGUUCUAAAAAAAAAAAAGCUUAACAUUUUACAUGUUUUGUGCACAAUCAUUUGUAAAAGAAUAUAUCUUGAACUUGUUUUCACAGAUUAAAACAAAAAAUAAAAUGUACUUUGCAAUAGGACAUAAGGGAUGUCAGGAAGAUUUAGUCUGACUUCAUGGAUCAUCUUAAUUUGGAAACUAAUAUCAGCACAAAAUAACUGUCUCAGUUUACUGGUUGCAAAAUGUCAGUCCACUAAAUCAUCAACUCUGGUUCAUACAGCUCACAAAUAGUUUCUACUUUGUUUCUUUGUUUAAUGUCAGAUGAUGUUCAAUUGUAAUGUUUAUGUAAUAUCCUUUCAGUUGUCGACAAGAGGACAUACACAUGCCUAGUGCAAAUACUUGAGCUUGAAAAUAAGUUUGUUAGACGUGCAGGUUAGACUGCGUCUUCUUGGCCGUAUGACAACAAUAAAGCAUUUUAGUGUCCACAUGGAUCUCUGCUGCAUUUUUUUUUUUAACAUUAACAGCUUAAGCGCAUCACAACAGGAAGCAAAACCUUACUUGUCUACAUGUGACCUGUCUAUACAUAGAAAUGUGGGUUAGGGUAAAAUUUCAUGCUUUUGUCAGAACAAAAGUAUGUGUUUAAAAUUCCAAUUACAAAGUUAAUUUGUCUUCCUAUAAUGUUUAACAAGUGAUUCUAAAGUGGGCAAAGUGUAUUGCAAAAAGCAGAUCAGUGAGAGGAUAAUAAAUGUGCAGACAUGUAGUCGUAACUUUGACAUCUACGCUGAUAAGUGACAAAGACUUCUCUUUUUUUCUGUGAAUCUGAGGUGCCAAAGAUUUAUUUAACACUCAUACAGAAACUUCAGUUUACUCCUCUCAGUUAUGCUUUACUGUAAAUAUCUGAAAGACACAUAAUUCUGGUGAUAUCUUUUCCCUGGCUGUUGUGGCUUAGUCUCUUGUACUACUACUACCACUACUACUACGUCGUUUAAGUUUUUUCUGGAAAGAGGCAUUCAGGUAUGUGCCUGACAUAAAAUGUCUGUGUGGAUGAAACAUGUAACUGAAUACUACACAACACAUCACAAUGCAGCUACGGCACAGCAAACAACACAGCAAUACACUGCAAAGACAAAAAAAAAAAAAAUGGCAUGAAUUUGCUUGAAGAAUGAAAUAAUGGUGUGGCAUUACUAUACUCUGGGGUGUUAAAUGCAUAUACCUCUGCAAUUCUACCAUACAACACACAAAAUAUGUCAGUUUGAAAUUGAAAACCACCAACACCACAGCACUAUGAAGAUCAAGCGGGCCAGUCAGACACUUUUCAUGUGACAACAGAGGUGGACAGUCCCAGUUACAGUGAGGAAAACAACACAAAGAGUGAGAGAAAGCAAAGAAGGUGGGAGGUGAAAGGGUAGGACUGAAAGCAACAAGACCUUAUCAACCCCCUUCUACUUAUAUGUGCAUCCAUUUCGUGACGCAGUCUCAAAGGAGAGUUCCCUGCUCUAAGUUGUAUAUUAGUACUGGGUUAGAGCGAGAUAUCUCUGAAUUAGCUCGUUGGCACCUCUGCAGCAGUGGACUUUUUGCAUAAGGUAAGGCCUCAAGCUCUUUUUCAUGUCUAAAAUGUUUUGGACCCUGCAGGUAAACAGCUGAGGGAUUCGGGGGAGGAAAUGGUUUAGGUGUUAGUGGCCAAUGGAUAGAUGGUUUUUUUACGCAUAUACUACCGUUCUCUAGUGCUGAUCACGGCACAACAAAAAGCUGUAUGCUGUGAAAUUGAUGGUUAACUCUUUUGGAAUCAUUCCUUUUCAUAUGUUGCCAAAAUACAGGAAUAAGUGACCAGGCGUUUCAGUUGAUCAUAUUUUUUAUGUAUAUUAUCAAAACAAAAUCAAUUCCUUCAGAAAGCAUUACCUGAAAAUGUUACUCUAUUAUUUGUCAAGAAUUGUUUAAGGAAGAGGAAGUGUUACUACCUUGUAAAAUCUGCAAGAUAAUUUAGGAGGACAGUUUUUUACAUGGUGUGUUUCUAUUGUAAAAGUCCUUACCGUAAAAUAUUGAUAAUUUACAAUAUAAUUUAUAAACUGGCCAAACUGGGGGUUAAGUAACUGAAAUUUUCAAAUAUAUAUGUAAUCAAAAUAAUCAAAUAUUUAUUCAGGAUACUUGAGCUCGAAAAGUUUUGUUAUCUGGUAAAAGGGACGUUUACUAAAGUUGUAAAGAUAUGUGAAAUCAAGGACGUACAGUGUGGUGCAGUGUGAUUUUAAUGUUCCUUAACCUAAACACAAAACGUUUGAGUCAUGUAAACUGUACUAUUAUAAUUUGAUUUUUUGUCAUUUUUACACUGAGUGACCAAAAAACUAGAAACGUCUCUGCAUUGUAAUGUUAUCUAGUAGAAUAGCACUGCAAUAAAUCCUUUAAAAAAAUGAUCAUGUUCCGUUUUUGUGACACUGUGUCAGAGACGUGUUGAUUCAAACAGUCAUUUUUGAGGCUGUAGCUUGUGGUGUUGUUUCAGAUUGCUCUGUAUUGUAAGGUGUUUCUAAAACUUCUAUCCUGCAUAGAUGUGAGGUGGAAGAAAUAUCAAGAAUACCUUGCAAUAUAUCAAUGUCCAAUACAACACCACAGAGUUGAGUCAACAUACUAAGAGCUAAAGCAUUACCAAAACGUUUAAGGUAUUGUAUUGUACUGCAUCGCACAGGUGUUUCUAUUCUUUUGAUCACACAGUAUGAAUUAUAAAAGGGAAACAUUUUUUGGCGUAUUUGGUCCCGGUUGCACAAUACACAUAUAUGAAGCCUGAGAUUGUGAUGGGCUGCAAACAUCACACGAGAAACGAGUAUUUCUGCCUUUUGUUUAUUAUUGUGCUGGCUGCUGAAGCCACACGUACUCAAACUGAGAGAAACCUAAGUUCUUGUUCUAUACUCUAUGAAGGCAACAAUUAUUUUACUAUUUCAAGGAGUUCGGCCUAAUUGAAAUUCCAUAACCCUUCUCAUACCCGUCUGACAGAUAUCAAGAGCUUUCAGUACAUCACAUCUCAUCCUGAUGGUUUUAAGUGCAACAAAACAAAGUAUAAAUCACCCUCCUAUAGUAUAUAACUAUUGGAUAUAAGGAGGCGACUGUAUAUGUUCUAUGAGGGUAAAACACAGAAUUGAGAAGACUUAAAUAAAAGAUACAGUCCAUCCAUCCAUUAUUUAUUACACGAUAACAUUGAUGGCUUAGUAGCAUACUAAGAAUAUUUCAUAUAGUUUCCUCUUUUCAUGAUGAUGAAAAUACUUUGAUUACAGUUUAAUUUCCAUGUAGGCCUAUAGUCAGCAGUUUUAAAAAGUGAAUUUUAUGUUUUUAUGGUGCUUUCCAUUUACAAUAUAUAAAGAGAACAGGGAAAGAUGGUGCCAUUAGUUAUUAGCACUGCACGUCAAGGAAUUUAUGCGUUAACGGACAAUUCAAGACAUGAACUGUGGCAAAUUCUUUAUUCCCCCAAGAGAGCAUUCAUUCACUCUAAUUUCCACAAUGGCAGUUUACAAUAGACAUGAACAUAGUACAUUGAGGUGAAAAGCCACAAAAUAUAGACUGACCAAUUCUUCCUCCUAUAGGUAGUUAUUUUAACAAUGGCUGGCAGGGCACACAGCAACACAGCAGCAGAUGGCUGAGUAUGAGAAAACGGAUAGGUACAAAAAGAAGAAGUUUGAGAGUUCCUUACUAAAAAGCAGGCUGGCUAUAAUUAGUCAAUAAGAAACAGGUGCAACUGUGCAGCAGAGUUGUGAGCAGGCUCAGCCUCAAGAGAGAUUUCACUCAGGAACCCUCUCUUUUUUUUAUUUUCUCUCUCUCUGUGUCUCCCUGCAUGAUUAUUGUUUGCUCUCUUCCUGCUGUUGCUUUUUUGGGUUUGCUAGCACCAGAGUUGCAGAGUAUACAACGCUUAGUCUUUGUGUCACUCUCUCUCUCACACACACACACACACACACAAGUAUGCAAGUGUGCAUGUUCUCACACAGACAAACAAACACAUUCGGGCUUCGGGUCUACGUUCUUGCUGGGCACAGGCUUGAAUAUUUUUAACCUGAUGUGUGUUCUCACCACCACACACAGGGCGCACGGCCUCGUUUUGAUGCUUCUGGCUCAGUCUCUCUGGCACGACACAAUACGACUAUAUGGUCAGUGAAUAUGCUCCGAUGUUGCUAUAAGUGUGGAUAACAGAAAUAAAAAUGAGAACUUACAACUGAAGAGGACUGACAUGCAGGAUAAUUUAAUAUAUAAUAAUAGACUCAGCUCAUUUAUGAGGUAUGACAUGUAAACAUAAGCAUAAAGUACUGCAUGACAUCUGAUUAGAAAUUAACUUAUCAGCUAUAGUGUUGUUUGCGAGAAUAUGACGUGGGGAAAAUAUCAAUGAAUUAAAAAGCGUGUGUGUAAGCUCAAUGUGUGUGUGUGACUCGGUGUCUGUCUGUAUGUGUUUCUACGUACGAUUGCACGCACACAGGGCUGGCUGUGGUUUCAACACAAUGUUCAUCCUUCUUGCACAGCUUCCCAUGAAACCACCCACAAACCCACGCAAAUGAAAGAGACUAUAUUAAAAGCUGCCAGCAUUCCUAUCAGAGCAGUUAUUCAAAAUAUUGAAUUUACCUUCUGACUUAUGCAACGUAAUGGACAAACCCUUACUGACUGCCUUUUCUUCCCCACUAUGUAGAAGAAUGAAGUGAGGCAAGUAGAUAAAAGAGAUGGAGAAGGGGAAGUGAUUACUAGAUGGACGAGUCCAUCAAAGAGGAAGAUGGGGGAGAUAAAGUGUGAAACAGAAAGCAUUGUCAGACUCAAACUCAACUAUUGAAGGGGCUCCUUUUUUAAAUCUAAACUGAGCUGAUUGUGAAAAGAUGUAUAUACAGUUUGUAAUUUCUAUAUGACACGUUCAAUUAAUCAUCUCUCCUCCACUCAAGUGAACCAAAUAUAGUUACUGUAAAACAGUAACUUACUGGCUACAGAAAUUCUGCAAUAUCAAGAAAGUUUCUGUUCAUUUUCACAUAUCAUUUUUGAUUUACUUUGCAAAAACAGUGACAGAGAGGUUUAUGCAUAGUUGAACGUUAUGUUUAUGUUUAGUUUAAGUUUUGGACUAGACUAAUCUGUUAGAUUAUGUGUGCAAACUCUCCAAAGUGAGCUCUCAACAACCCAUGGUGCAGAUUAGUACAUUAGCUAUUAUAUAUUUGAAAUACAGAACUAGGUAUGAUUGCUGCUGCAUGAACUCAUUGUUGUAAAUAACUGUAUAUAACAGCAACUAACAUCUAACACAUUAGUCCACAUUCUUCUUUGUCUUCUUAAUGUUUCCCGUCACAUUUUCUCAUGUGGUCUAGACAGGUAUGAGGUGAGGGGAGGUCAGCAAGGGGGGUUUGUGUGCUGGAGGUGUUAGACGAAGCUAGAUGCAACCGAGUGCACUGUAGUGGCCUCUGCAGCUUUUCACAGAAUGAAAAAACACAUACAGUAUGUGCAGCCUUGCCUACGCACUACUGCUUUUCUGCUAGACUAGCAAGAGACUCCUUUGGAUGUACAGGCUCUACAUGGCUAGCACAAACACAUAAGUGGAUUAAAUUCGCAAAUCAAGGUAAAUAUCAUUAAGAUUCUCGACAGUUUUUAUCAUCUCAGAAUGACAUCACAAUGACAUUCAACACUAACUCAGUUGUUGUAGUUUUGCUGUUCUUAUAAUGAACAAACUUUCCGACAUGAAAAUGACCUAUUGUUGACUUUUCAUAAUUUUUCCCCCAUAGCUGACAGCUGUGGACUUUGGAUAUCACAUGUAAACAGAUUGUCAGCAGUAUAGUCUCACAGACUCCAAUCAUCACUGCAUUCAGACAUACUACGGUGCUUUCAGUGAAGACAAACCAAGAUAAGACGAGGUAAAACGCAAAUCAGAUAAGGUUACCAUUAUACAAGAAGGAAGUACCUGUAUUACUCAACCGCUAAAGUGAGACUAAAAACUCUCCUCUAUUGAUUUCAGGUCUCUGU
This is a messenger RNA of Siniperca chuatsi (mandarin fish), 9459 nucleotides long. RefSeq lists its product as uncharacterized. The transcript has 2 exons. Gene Ontology annotation, molecular function: DNA-binding transcription factor activity; DNA binding. The coding region runs from base 739 to 1845 and encodes 368 amino acids. Gene Ontology annotation, cellular component: nucleus. Gene Ontology annotation, biological process: regulation of DNA-templated transcription; circadian rhythm. The record is from RefSeq and is a predicted model, not a curated record. NCBI's taxonomy places the organism in Eukaryota, Metazoa, Chordata, Actinopteri, Centrarchiformes, Sinipercidae.